Molecule: messenger RNA, 3405 nt
Organism: Pochonia chlamydosporia 170
Lineage: Eukaryota; Fungi; Ascomycota; Sordariomycetes; Hypocreales; Clavicipitaceae
Product: DNA helicase
Exons: 4
Coding region: 1-3405 (1134 amino acids)
Molecular function (GO): 5'-3' DNA helicase activity
Source: RefSeq, a predicted model, not a curated record
AUGUCUCAAUCAACGACUAAAAACGACGAGGCUGCCGCCAAGCCUACCAAGCCACAAUCCUUCACAACCUUUUACAGGCCUUGUGCCGUUAUUCCUGGCCACCUGUCAGGCCCGAUCAUCGGUGGAGCGUCUUUGGGAGUCUCAACAGACAUUGACACCCGGAUCAUGUCAUCAAAGUCUCCCGGCAAAGACCCAUGGAUGGGAUUCACCAUUGAGUUUCCACGCGGCAAGAACUGCGAGGACGAAGGCUUUGGCAUGUGUCAUUCACUGGAUCCUUCACAAGGGAUGCCUGGGACCAGCCACUUUGGUGUUCCCGUACCAGCCGAAACGCUCAGAAUCAAUGUCAAGUUUCCCCGCGGUGAAAUAAUGAGCACGUUUGAGAAAGCGGACGACAAGAACCAGCUACGGAAAAUGUUCCCCAAUGUGCCCGCGGACAAAGACCUGGUCCUCAUCGAGGUGUCCUGCAAAAGUGAGGUCGUGGUGGAGGGUCUAGGCUUGCCAUUCUCCAACCCUGGUCAUCCUGCUCACGGAUGGCUGAAUAAUAAUGAGCAUAUUGCCAAGGACAUGACACUCAUGAGCAUGUUCGAGCAAAGAGACUUCUGCAUUGUGGUAGCAAAGACACCCUUGGCCACACUGGAAAAGGAAUGGGACGAAGACAAACUGCCCCCCCCUUUCCGCUAUCCUUACAACGCAGAUCAGUCAUGGCAAGGCUUGUAUCCGUACAUCGACCAGCUCAAAGAAGCAAAAGGACCACAGUUCACGCCGGCCUGGACAUAUGUUGAUGACAAUUCUCACUUGGCUGUCACCUGCCAGUCUCAAGUCCAAGACGUCUUGUGGGUAGAAGAAGCCGCUCGUAAUAUUCGUUCAACACCACUGCCAGCCUAUUUUGUCGACCUGCCCUCCAAAAUGGGGUCAAUGUACUAUGUGAUUGUGCAACUGCCAAAGACUUUCAUUCGCAAGUACGAGUCAGCUUGGCGUCGUUUGACCAAAUGCGACUUCUUUAAGCUCAAUUUGUACGGCAGCUCGGAGGAAGCGGAGUAUCUAAUGCCGAAGGAGAAGUUCGAUGACGACCUCAAGAGGCCAAACUGGGAUGCAAAGUUUGUGAACAACCACAAUCACAGAGAAGAGCAUCUCGUGGAUCAUCCUACAGAAGCAGAGGAUUUGGUGCUUCUGGUUCGCCGUCCUGCCAAACACGAGCAUGGUCGUGACCCGCUGUACCAGAAUUGGGUCGGACUACACUUCGACGCGGACUUUAAUGAGGCGAGACGCAAGGUUGAGGCCGCUUGGGAGUUGCGCCCGGGUGCUAAACCGUCCAACCCGGGCGUUUUUGGUCUUGCUGGAGGUUCCAAGGAGACUUUCGACCCAGUCAACACAGAGUCGCGCGAGUUAAAGGUCUUGUGGGAUAUGCGAGUUCACCGCGCUCUCCUUAGAGGGACGGGAUUUUACGAAUGCCUUCGAGCGUAUGCCAGAAAUCCUUUGGACCCCUUGCAGGCAACCGCUGGCCAUCAAUUUGAAGGGACGCAUUACAAAGAGCCUUUUACUCGAGGCACAUCACUGUCGCCGCCUGUGCAAAGUCUUUUGCCUACCUCUGAUGAAGAUUUUGUGACUGGCCUAAUGGAAGAAGCUCAUCCUGACGACCGGGUUCGGUUUCGAAACUAUCUCAGCACGAGACAGCUUGGGCUUGGUCUAAUCACUGCAGGCCCUGGAUUCGGAAAGACAACAGCCCUCGCCGUUGCGGCUCUUGGGAUGAUUGCAAGCUUGGGACCAAUUUACCUCACAGCACCGACCAAUGUCGCCGUCAAUAAUGCAGCAGUCCGCCUUGCUAAUGUUGAUGCCCGUGUAACGGAACGACUCAACAAAGGCAAGAUGAUAGAUGAUUCAACCUUUCACCGUCGUCGCCUGAUAAUUCGUCCUUGGAACGCUGCAGACGAGCUCAUGGCUUUCGAAAACCUACUCCGCGACCCAGAAAGCCUGGAACAGGCCACACCGCGCCGAGGAUGGAGGUCGAGCAAGUGGCAGCUGGAGUUAUCAACCGCAUUUUGGCUGCUCAUAGUCCUAAGGUCUCCGGCAGUCAGAGAGCUCAGCCCGGAUGACAGUCCUCUCUUGCAUGAGCUGCGGAGGAUUAUUGACGCUGAUGCAGACAUGGCCAUUCUUCGGAGCAGAGCAACCGGCCAAGCCAGCUGGCAGGAGUACUUGGACUGGAAACGUGGCAUUCCUACCAAUGUGGUCAUCACAACGUUCUUCAACAUCCUCCAAGGUGCCGCGGAUGCUUUGUGUACCACCCCUGCCAAGUCUUGCGACGAUUUCAAAGGGUGGAAGACGAACAGGGCCAAGGGAAUUGCUGUUGAUGAGGCCGGCAACAUGACACGACCAGAUCUGUACUCCGUCUGGGGCAAUACUGGCAUCCCCUGUGUCCUCGCUGGAGACGACAAGCAGCUUCCACCAUUUGUGGCAACCAUGGAAGAAGUCGAUGAAGAGCAGAACGCCCUCAACAGACACGGCCCCGACGGCAAGAUCUCGCCGCUGCUGUUUUUCAAGGCAAUCGGCUGGCCAGUCUACAGACUCCGCAUCCAACAUCGCAUGGCUCAGGGUCAAUUCGACUUUUGCCACGACAAAGUGUACAGCGACGUGCCGUUCACAUAUGGGCCCGGUUGUCAGAUCCAGCUCCCACAGCACGAAAUCGGCCGCAAGUUGGAAAGCUACCUCGGCGCCAAGUAUCCCGAGCUGAGGCCCGCCGCACCCGGUCAACUCGCCCCGGUCUUUGUGCACUGUCAAGGCUCAUACACCUUCGUCGAUCCCGUGACGAAGUCGAAGCUGAACAUUGACCAGGUCAAGAUCGGCCUGGACUUGAUCUUGGAUUUCGUCAGGGAAGCCAGUGUCGAUCCCAAAGACAUUGCCAUUAUCAGUCCAUAUGCCGCCAACGUGGACAUGAUUGCCAAGAUACGGAGGAACCACAAGUACACUGCUCUUGCCAACAUGCCCCCGGCUUCAACCGUGGACUCUUUCCAGGGCCAAGAGGGAGACAUCACCGUCGUUUUAAUGGGCACCACUCGGGCAGUAGGACCUGGCUUCACUUGCAACGAGAACCGGCUCAAUGUCAUGCUCACUCGCCACAAGAGUGGCCUAGUCAUAAUUGGAGACCUGGAUGUGACUGGAAAUGUCGAAACUCUCCUGAAAAAGGCAAAAGAGAGGGCCAAGAAGGGCAAGGGCAAGGGCAAGGGCAAGUCCAUGGCAAACAAUCCUGAUGUCAUGCAGGUGGAAUCCAACACCGGAGAACGGGUGUAUGUCAAGGUCCACAUGUUGCGUGACCUCUGCGUUUCUUCGCACGAAUCGGGCCGUGUCAUCCACAUCCAAGUCCCCGAAAAGGACAAAAGUGGCAAAGACGGAGCGAAUGCUGGGAGGUGA